AUGGUUGCCCCAGUAUUCACCGGUCACGGUGUCCGAGGCAACAGUAGCAACAAGGCCUCCGGAGCCUGGGCCCAAGAUAUUGCUAACAGAGAGGUUCUGCAACGGAGAAAAAGCGGGGAAAAAGCACCCGAGGUGACCUGCGGUAGAAAGGUUUACCCCUUGAUUCGGAGCCACUUAAGGACCAUGGCACCAACCCUAUUUGUGAGGAUGCUAAUCCUGGUGACCCUGUACGGGUGCGGGCCAAUAAGUGGUGUCCACCCGUUUACUAUUGAGGAGAUGGGCAAUCUGACGAACGAGAAUGCCAAUGUUCUCGCCAGCGUCGGGGCCCCCUCUAGUGGAGGGCAGGGCCCCGUCUGGAAUCUGAGUAAGAUCGAUCUCGCCUACACUAGGAAGCUGUCAGGUCCCAUUCCCCCUGAGCUCGGCAGCCUGACCAACCUCACCUGGCUCAGUCUCGUCAACCACGCAUUGUCAGGUCCCAUCCCCCCUGAACUCGCCAAGCUCACCAAGCUUACCUUCCUCGAUCUUUCUGCAAACAACCUCUCCGGCCCCAUCCCCCCUGAACUUUCCAGCCUGACCAACCUCACCGUACUUGAACUCUCUGGCAACAGACUCUCUGGUUCCAUUCCCCCGCAGCUCGGCAGCCUGACCAAACUUACUUGGCUCAGCCUCCACUCCAACAACCUCUCCGGCCCCAUUCCUCGUGAGCUCGGCAACUUGACCAAGGUAGAUGUGGUAUAUCUCAACAACAACACCCUCUCCGGCCCAAUUCCACCUGAGCUCGGCAGACUGACCAACGUGACUUACUUAUCCCUCAACAACAACACACUCUCCGGCCCGAUCCCUCCUGAGCUUGGCAAACUAACCGACCUCUACGCCUUGAAACUCUCCGAGAACAACCUCUCGGGUCCGAUCCCUCGUGAGCUCGGCAAAGCGAUCAUGACCCGCCUCUACGUCUUGGAACUCUCCAACAACAGCCUCUCUGGUCCGAUCCCCCUAAGUCUCUCCCGAUUUCGCAACACAACUUUUUAUCCGGGAAACUCUGGGCUGUGCUGCACCGACUGCAGCGCCAACUUCAGCUCACCGUGUCCUCCAGGAACAUCAUCAUCAUGUCCUUCAGUCGGACCCAAUGUUGUCGGCGGAGUCGUUGCGGGAGCUGCUCUUUGCCUGGCGGUCCUGUUGACAUAG
Klebsormidium nitens is the source of this 1185-nucleotide messenger RNA. Lineage: Eukaryota; Viridiplantae; Streptophyta; Klebsormidiophyceae; Klebsormidiales; Klebsormidiaceae. The record is from the annotation of a GenBank genome assembly.